This is a messenger RNA of Chinchilla lanigera (long-tailed chinchilla), 309 nucleotides long. RefSeq names its product HAUS augmin-like complex, subunit 8 (gene Haus8). The record is from RefSeq and is a predicted model, not a curated record. Lineage: Eukaryota; Metazoa; Chordata; Mammalia; Rodentia; Chinchillidae.
GAGCUUCACGCAGGUGCUGGAGCUGUCGGCAGAGGCCAGCAAGGAGGCGGCACUGGCCAGCCAGGAGGCCUGGGAGGACGCACAGGGCGCUGAGACCGCCGGCCACUGGUACUUCAGUCCCGACACAAGUGCUGCGGGGACCCCGGGGGACAGCUGAGCCCGGACCCCUUCAGGGCAUGCACUGUCUGCCCCCGGCGUGGAGGCCCUGGCUGCCCGCAGGGGACCUGUGUGGGGACGCCGGAGAGGACUUCGCCACUUAGCAGCUCGGCUGUUUCUGUCUCAUGUUUAAAAAAGGAACUUGUGCUCAGA